This is a messenger RNA of Puccinia triticina, 792 nucleotides long. RefSeq lists its product as uncharacterized. NCBI's taxonomy places the organism in Eukaryota, Fungi, Basidiomycota, Pucciniomycetes, Pucciniales, Pucciniaceae. The transcript has 6 exons. The coding region runs from base 1 to 792 and encodes 263 amino acids. The record is from RefSeq and is a predicted model, not a curated record.
AUGCGCAAGAAGCCCGGCGGCUCAGGCAAAGUGAAGCGCGAGCAGCCCAGCGGGAAGCUCGAAAGACAUUCAGCGGCUCAAACAAUCGAUUGGGUCACCCUCCAGACUAAUGGAAUCAUUGACCGUUCAGAACCAGCCGUCAUCUGUCUGAUCAAACUCUCUCGCGGCGUCUACGCUAUGAUGCUGAGUUUGAUGAUCUGGAAACAAUCCGCAAAGGAGAGUUUGGCGACGUCUUUCAAACACUCCAACACCCCCAAGCAAACAUCCUCAUCCCCAGCCAACCCCAACCAAGAACAACCAGGAACCCAACAAAAUCACCAAAAACGGUUCCGCUAUAGACAUGAUGGACAACGAUUGAUAAACGAGCUUGACCAGCCCGGUCUGCUCCAUCCCUGCGGCCUCGAGACGCUCCUGAUCAAACACAAACGCCAGCAGAGCGGAAAAAAAGGCCUACCCUCAAGCCAACCAUCACCCUCCGAUGAUCCUAGGAGCAUCCAGGAUAAGGUCCAGCGACGCUUGCGGAUGCUGGAGAGACAUGAGGAUAAAGUUCCUGUUGUCACCGCUGUCAAUCUAGCAUAUGACAUGAUCUUGCCCCGCAAACAGAAAAACCCGCUCAGUGGGAUCACGCUGCUCAAUGACUCGAAAGACUGCUCUACUAAGCCUGAGAUGACACUGGUGAUGACUUGUACCGAGGCGAUUCAGAUCCUGAUCCAGUCAAUUGGAUGGAGCGAGAACCAUAACCCGAGUUUGCUCUGGCAGCUGUCCAACCAUACCGGCGGGACAUACAGCUGA